AUGAGUCGUCCACUCGAUCCAUCGAGCCUGCUGGCCAGAGUCAGUCAGAGCGUCCCCCAUGAAGCCAGGCUGGAGAAGCCGAUCGCCGUGCUGGCAGUAUUGCUCCACGCAAUUCAUGUCAGUCUAGGCUUUCGACUCGUGUCGCCUCAGCCUGGCACAGACGGUGUCGAGCUACCAUCAGCGAUACUGGCAUCUGGCAAGGACUCAUUUGCUUUCAAGUACCGACAUGAGCAGUCUUCGAUGGAGUUCGAGCUGCAUGUCCACAGACUCGGCGGUAGAGGCGUCGCCAACGCCAUCGCUACAGAGGACGAUCGGACGGCCAGCCUCGACAUCGCUCUGCUCGACUACUUCUCGCCAAGUUCCCUGCCUUGGCCUGCUGACGACGCUGCCUCUUCGGAGCCAUCGACAUCAGCGGGCGGUCCAUCAAGCUCGAGCGGGCCUGCACCAGAGCAUCUCUUCAUCCACUUGACGCGCCUGAAAGAUCUGACGGCAUUGUACCAGCUCAGGGUCAUCCAGAGACUCAUUCCCGGGUUGAGGAAAGAGGGCUACAGUGAGAUCCAAGAGGAGGACACGCAGACGACACAGAGUCAGCCUGUUGCUCAGCCAGGAGGUCGGGGAGGCUACUAUCCUGAUCCGGGAGGCCCGAUUCUGCCUGUUGGUCCUCAGCCGUCACGCGAGCCAAGGUCACCUCUGCGAGCGCCUGAUCGGACUGUGCCGGAUAUAGGUCGUUCAGAUCUGCUACCCUUGGGCGGUCUGGGCGGAACGACAAACCCCUCGAGAGACGGACGAUUCACAGGGGGCGACGGCAUGCUCGUUGGACCUGACCACCCGCUGUUCCGAGACCGCUUCGCGAGCGAUCCCAACAAUCUCCUCGCUAUGCCCGGCAGAAAUGGCCCGACAGGCCCUUGGGGUGGCGACGGCUUCCUGCCUCCGAUGGGCGCCCCGCCAGGUGCUCGCUUUGACCCUGUAGGACCUGGACAAGGGAUACCGAGACCGAGGGGGCCGAACGGACCUUUCGGCGGAGGCUCGGGUGGUUUUGGUGGAAGUUCGGGCGGCUUUGGUGGCGGUUCAGGCGGCUUUGGGGGCAGGGUAGGCGGGGACCCCGAUAACGACGAGUUUAUGCCACCCGGAAGCAAUCCCGAGUAUGACAACAUGUUCUCUUGA
Messenger RNA from Mixia osmundae IAM 14324, 1164 nucleotides. RefSeq lists its product as uncharacterized. Bases 1 to 1164 code for a protein of 387 amino acids. The transcript is spliced from 5 exons. Gene Ontology annotation, molecular function: proteasome binding; endopeptidase inhibitor activity. Gene Ontology annotation, biological process: proteasome-mediated ubiquitin-dependent protein catabolic process. Lineage: Eukaryota; Fungi; Basidiomycota; Mixiomycetes; Mixiales; Mixiaceae. The record is from RefSeq and is a predicted model, not a curated record.